This is a messenger RNA of Stegastes partitus (bicolor damselfish), 4577 nucleotides long. RefSeq names its product bone morphogenetic protein receptor, type IAa (gene bmpr1aa). Gene Ontology annotation, biological process: protein phosphorylation; cellular response to growth factor stimulus; cell surface receptor protein serine/threonine kinase signaling pathway. Bases 20 to 1600 code for a protein of 526 amino acids. Gene Ontology annotation, molecular function: ATP binding; transmembrane receptor protein serine/threonine kinase activity. Lineage: Eukaryota; Metazoa; Chordata; Actinopteri; Pomacentridae. The transcript is spliced from 11 exons. The record is from RefSeq and is a predicted model, not a curated record. Gene Ontology annotation, cellular component: plasma membrane; signaling receptor complex.
GGUCCGGUCCGGUGUCAGGAUGGCAGGUCUACCGUUCUGCCUGGCUGUGAUGGCCACCGCUGUCCUGCUGAUCCUCAGAACCGACGCCGCAGGUCAGAACCCGGACCACGUCCUGCAGGGGACGGGGGUGAAACCCGAGGCCCGGCGACCCGGCGAGGACUCCACCAUCGCGCCCGAGGACCUCCCUCGGUUCCUCAGCUGCUACUGCUCCGGGCACUGUCCGGACGACGCCACCAACAACACCUGCGAGACCAACGGUCAGUGUUUCGCCAUCAUCGAGGAGGACGAGCUGGGAGAAGUCCAGCUCACCUCCGGCUGCAUGAAGUUUGAAGGCUCUCACUUCCAGUGCAAGGACUCGCCCAACGCUCAGACCAGGAGGACCAUCGAGUGCUGCACCACAGACUUCUGCAACAGAGACCUGCAGCCCACCCUCCCCCCGCAGGACUCCACAGAGGGAAGCCCCCACUGGCUGGCCUUCCUCAUCUCCAUGACGGUGUGCUGCUGCACGCUGAUCUGCAUCACGGUGGUCUGCUACUACAGGUACAAGUGGCAGAGCGAGCGUCAGCGCUACCACAAGGACCUGGAACAAGAAGUCUUCAUCCCUGCAGGAGAUUCACUCAAAGACCUCAUCCACCAGUCGCAGAGCUCCGGCAGCGGCUCGGGGCUCCCCCUGCUGGUGCAGCGGACCAUCGCCAAGCAGAUCCAGAUGGUGCGUCAGAUCGGCAAAGGGCGCUACGGCGAGGUGUGGCUGGGCCGCUGGAGGGGCGAGAAGGUGGCCGUCAAGGUGUUCUUCACCCGGGAGGAGGCCAGCUGGUUCCGGGAGACAGAGAUCUACCAGACGGUCCUGAUGAGACACGAGAACAUCCUCGGUACACUCAGCUCNGACAUUAAAGGCACCGGGGCCUUCACGCAGCUCUUCCUCAUCACCGACUACCACGAGAGCGGCUCCCUGUACGACUACCUGAAGCUCACCACGCUGGACACGCCGGCGCUGCUGCGACUGGCCUACUCGGCGGCCUGCGGCCUCUGCCACCUGCACACCGAGAUCUACGGCACGCAGGGCAAGCCGGCCAUCGCCCACCGCGACCUGAAGAGCAAGAACAUCCUGAUCAAGAAGAACGGCACCUGCUGCAUCGCCGACCUGGGCCUCGCCGUCAAGUUCAACAGCGACACUAACGAGGUGGACGUCCCUCUGAGCACCCGGGUGGGAACCAGGCGCUACAUGGCCCCCGAGGUCCUGGACGAGAGCCUCAACAAGAACCACUUCCAGGCCUACAUCAUGGCCGACAUGUACAGCUACGGCCUGGUCAUCUGGGAGAUGGCCCGGCGCUGCGUCACCGGAGGCAUGGUGGAGGACUACCAGCUGCCCUACUACGAGAUGGUUCCCUCUGAUCCCUCCUAUGAAGACAUGCUGGAGGUGGUCUGUGUUAAAGGCUUACGGCCCACAGUGUCCAACCGCUGGAACAGCGACGAGUGCCUCCGGGCCAUGCUGAAGCUGAUGUCCGAGUGCUGGGCCCAGAACCCGGCGUCCCGCCUCACCAUCCUCAGAGUCAAGAAGACGCUGGCCAAGAUGGUGGAGUCCCAGGACAUCAAGAUCUGACCGCCCACCUCCUCCUCCUCCUCCUCCUCCUCCUCCUCUGAGAACCACCUCCUCCACCGCCAGAUUCACCCGACACACCGGCCUGGACUAGACCGGACCGGACCGGGCUCCUCCCUUCACCAGGAGGAGGAAGAGGAGGAGCAGCUGGGAGAUGAAUCAGAACGGACCGCCUGAGGGCUGAACUGCCUCCUCCUCCUCCUUCCUCCUCCUCCGGCCUGGAAACAAACCCGGAGUCCUUCCUCCUCCUCCUCCUGGUUCUGCUGAGCGCUGCAGCCGGGUUUGACGCUUUCUGUGAAAGCCAAACGAGACGAUGAACUCGACGAUGACUUCCUGCGGAGGGCGAGGAGGAGGCCUCGCGCCGCCACGUUUUCAGAACGCCACCAUGUUUGUUUUGUUUCCUCUUCAGGACUUCGUUCUCCUGCCAUAUUGAAUAUUAUCUCCACUCUUCACUAGAGUUAAUUAUACAGAAACAGUACGGUACUAUUAUAAUAUGUGAAUUUUAAUGUGUAAAUAAACGUUGCCGUUAGAUGCCGUGCCUACUCAUGAGAAGGUGUAAGAACCAGAACACUAUGCUGCAGUGGUGUCGGCGUCCGGCCCGCUCCUCGGAGGCGCCGACGGGAGGCGGGGGAGUCGGAGACGUCUGCCGUCCUGUUUGUCUGUCUGUCCACUUCCUGCUUCUGUCUGUCUGUCUGUCCGCGAGGAGACCUGCAAAGAGCUGCUGCUGCUGCGGCGGCGCCAAAUCUCAUUGGUGGAGGUAAACAGCAGUGGGCGGAGCUAAACACUAAAUAUCAGGAUGCAGAGAGUCCAACUGAAUCACCGCUAACCCCCAGAAACAGGUCAGAUAGACACAUCAUAGUAAUAAUAAUCCUUUGUGUGAUUUUUGAAGCAGACAUCGUGAAGUUCUUCCAGAUAUUCAGACGCUACAGUUUGAGAAUUUUGCUUUUUGCCCUUAAACAACAAAUGCUCUCAGAUGAAUCGAUGAUGACAUGAAUCGUUGGUUGCAGCCCUGUUGGUCGGAAUAGUCAGUAAGUUUUUAAAAGAAUAGUUCUACUGGACUUUAACACUUAUAAACGUCUCCUAUGAAGCCAUGUAGAACUCCUGGUUCAUCAGAUUAAUGGAAGCAGGAAGUUGACGGAUGGCUGAAGCAAUUAAAAUGUGCUUUUAGAGUUGCAGCUUUUACAAUUAUUAGAAUAAAUUUUAUCUUAAUUUGAUGGUUUUAAUUGUAGAUUUUAAGUAAACUGUGCUUCUAAACAACUAAUAAAAAAAAAGUCCAGUUACUACAAUUAAACUACGAGAAUAACCGUGACCAGGAUCACUGAGCAUCUAAACACUCACAGGCAGCAGCUGUUUUACCAGAUCGUGAACACUAACAAGACGUUAGCUCAUGUUAGCUCACAGAUUAUCUCGUCACAUGAGGUGGUGUUUGCUGCCUCAUCAUCCUGGAUUAAAAGAUACUGGUAAAUUAGGUAGUUAGCUUCUGAAACGAGUACUUCUCCGACACCUGGCACGCUACAAAAACCUUUAGCUAGCAUUUUAGCUCGACACAGCGAUCUUUGGUGUUGUUCUUUUGACAAGAGCACUUUAAAAAUGUUUGUAAAUUUCAUGUUUCUGGAAAUGGAAUUGAAAUAAAUGUAAAAGGGUCCCUCUCAACAAUUACAAGCUAAUUUGAGCUAGCUAGCUAGCUUACAUUCCUCAUUGUUGGCCUGUCCAUAAAUACAAACUAGCAAUGUGUUGUCCUUUGACUCCUCCCACUGAGGUUUAACUCGUCCAAUCAGAUCAUUCUGUUGGUAAAUAUCAAACAGCGGUUACAUUUGAUCAUCCUUCAUUUAUUCCAGAAGAAGAGUCUGCAUUGAGAACCCCGAACUGUCAGCUGGAAGUCUUAAAUACUGUGUGUUAUACAUGUUGGGGGCGGGGCAGCAUGUGAGUGGGUGGGGCUAUGUUGGAGGCUCCGCCCACUACCUAAACUAUAUAAAUCAACUUCGCAAUUUCUGAGAUGCUGACAGCUACAAGCAGUAUAAAUAAAAUAAUAAAAAUGUUGUAAACAAUCAUCAUCUCAACAACUUUUGGUGAGCUAGCUUAUAUUCUUAGCUAGCUUAGCCAGCAUUAGUUAGUAUUUUAUGUGUUUUCAAUAAAAACAUUUGCUAAUUUGUGAAAAAUGUUUAAAAUAAUCUUCAUCUAAGUGGCUUAAAACUUUACCAAACACCACCUGUCACCACCAGCAUCUCAGAAUCUAAAGUUUUUUGUUUCUGUCUCGGGGUAUCUUGACGCGUAGCUUCGCUCCGACUUCCAGCUGGCAGCGAGCGGCGCUUUGACUCAACAGCACUACAGUAAACAGAAGUUCUUUUUAAGUUUAUUUUGGGUGUAUUUACUUCCUCUUUAAGAAUAUUUGGGAAACUGGCUCUGGGGGUGUUUAGCCUAGCUUAGCACAAAGACUGGAAGCGGGUAGAAACUGCUAGCCGAGGUCGCUAUAAGGACAGAAAUGCACCUUGUGAUGACUCAGAAUGUGUCAGAUUUGUUUUAUCUGGUUCAUUGUGGUUUCAGCAGGUUUGUUUCUGUGGAUGUAACGAGGCUAACGGUUUCCCCCUGCUCCCAGUCUUUGUGCUAAGCUAGGCUAACCUACCCCGGGCCUCUAACAUGUUCCUUGAACUCGUCGGCGGCAGGACGACGUGCUCGCGUCGGCUCGGUGUGCAUGUUCACUGUGUGUGUGGAUGACGCUAACGUUCACGCAGUAGCUAUUUAAGAGCAGUAACUUUAGUGUUUUUCUGUGUAAUAAAAGCCCAGUAUAGGAAUAAUCUCCAAUAUGUAAAUCCUAAAUGUGUUUCUUUGUUGUUGUUGUUGUUUUUGUUUUGGUGUUGUUGUUGUUUUGUACAGCAUCUGGUUUGGUGCCUUAUGAGUUUACCAAGGAAAGGAAAAACUCUGUAUACAGUCUGUCCAGUGUACCGAUUUUUAAGUAAAUAACCUUAUUUUAGUACACAAA